Messenger RNA from Cavia porcellus (domestic guinea pig), 2425 nucleotides. RefSeq names its product poly(ADP-ribose) polymerase family member 3 (gene Parp3). NCBI's taxonomy places the organism in Eukaryota, Metazoa, Chordata, Mammalia, Rodentia, Caviidae. The transcript has 11 exons. The record is from RefSeq and is a predicted model, not a curated record. The coding region runs from base 148 to 1749 and encodes 533 amino acids. Gene Ontology annotation, cellular component: site of double-strand break; nucleolus. Gene Ontology annotation, biological process: protein poly-ADP-ribosylation; double-strand break repair. Gene Ontology annotation, molecular function: NAD+-protein mono-ADP-ribosyltransferase activity; NAD+ poly-ADP-ribosyltransferase activity.
AGGGAUUUUCCAACUCAAGGCUGCCUCAGGAUCACAAGAUUUCUGGGUCCCCAGACCUAGUACUGUCCUGGGCGGUGCACAAGGCAGUCCGGAUACCAGGGUGGGUGGCAGCUCUCUCGCACAGGUCCCUGCUUCUCUUCGACAACCAUGGCUCCAAAACAAAAGCCUUCAGUAAAGACCGAGCACCCUGAGAAGAAAGAGGAGCAAUGGGGGUCAGGGAAAGAGGACAGCUUCCACUCCACUGCUGAGGCUCUCAGAGCUGCACCCACAGAGAAGCGCAUAAUCUGUGUGGACCCAAACUGUCCACUUAUCAACAACCCUGGCAUCCAGGUACACGAGGAUUAUGACUGCACCCUGAACCAGACCAAUAUCAGCAACAACAACAACAAGUUCUAUGUCAUCCAGCUGCUGGAAGAUGGCAGCCACUUCUUCUGCUGGAACCGCUGGGGCCGCGUGGGAGAGGUGGGCCGGUCAAAGAUAAGCAGCUUUACCCGCCUGGAAGAUGCAAAGAAAGACUUUGAGAAGAAGUUUCGUGAGAAGACAAAGAACAAAUGGGCAGAGCGGGACCGUUUUGUGGCCCACUCCAGCAAGUAUACACUCAUUGAAGUGCAAGGAGCCGCCAAAGGCCAGGAGUCUGUGGUGCCGCUGCUCCAGGCCCAUGUGGCUGUCUUACCCCAGGGAGUCGGAAGCUCAGCAGGAACUGUGGUUAAGCAGGAACAGCCCUGCUCUCUGGACCCUGCCACCCAGAAACUCAUCUCCAAUAUCUUCAGCAAGGAGAUGUUCAAGAACACCAUGACCCUCAUGGACCUAGAUGUGAAGAAGAUGCCCCUGGGGAGGUUAAGCAAGCAACAGAUCGCACGGGGAUUUGAGGCCUUGGAGGCCCUGGAAAAGGCUCUGAACGCCCCUGCAGAGGGCAGCCCGAGCCUGGAGGAGCUGUCCUCCCGCUUUUACACUCUCAUCCCACACAGCUGUGGCCGCAGCCGGCCCCUGACCAUCGACACCCCUGAGCGUUUGCAGGCUAAGAAGGACAUGUUGCUGGUGCUGGCAGACAUUGAGCUGGCCCAGACCCUGCAGGCAGCCUAUGGAACAGAGGAGACAGUGGACCGAGACUACCAGCUCCUCAAGUGCCAGCUUCAGCUGCUGGAUUCUGAAGCACCUGAGUACAAGGUGAUACAGACUUACUUAGAACAGACGAGCAGCACCUCCAGAUGCCCGGCUCUGCAGCACGUUUGGAAAGUGAACCGGGAAGGUGAGGGAGACAGGUUCCAGGCCCAUUCCAAGCUGGGGAAUCGGAAGCUACUGUGGCAUGGCACCAACGUGGCUGUCGUGGCUGCCAUCCUCACCAGUGGGCUCCGCAUCACACCACAUUCUGGUGGUCGUUUUGGCAAGGGCAUCUACUUCACCUCAGAGAACAGCAAGUCUGUUACUGCCACGCACUGUGGGGACCACAAGGUGGGCUACAUGUUCCUCAGCGAGGUGGCCCUGGGCAAAGAGCACCACAUCACCAAGGAUGACCCCAGCUUGAUGUGCCCACCCCUCGGCUUCGACAGUGUCAUUGCCCAAGGACGCAGAGAACCUGAUCCUUCCCAGGACAUUGAACUGGAGCUGGAUGGCCAGCAAGUGGUGGUGCCCCAGGGCCGGCCCAUCCCAUGCUCAGAAUUCAGCAGCUCCCCCUUCUCCCAGAGUGAGUACCUCAUCUAUCAGGAGAGCCAGUGUCGCCUGCGCUACCUGCUGGAGGUUCACCUCUGAGCUGCGGCCACACUCCAGGGUCAUCAGUCAUCCUCACCGUCUCUUGUCACCCUGUAUCACCACUCCUUUUUCAUUUUUUCAAAAGUACAUCUAUGACUGGUAUAUUAAUAUGUGCCUGUAACCCAAUAUUCAGGAGGCUAGGGAAGGAGGAUCACUUGAGCCCAGGAGUGAAGGACAGCCUGAGCAACAGAGUGAAACCUGUAUCCAAAAUAUAUGUAUGCUCCAGUUAACAUUUUGGUCAACAGUGGACUAUAUAUUUGAUGAUAAAUCUGUAAGAUCCCAUCAUCUCAUGAUCAUCUUCAUUAGUAACAUGCUUCGUUUGAUAUCCACUCCAUGACAGACUCACCUGUUUCUGAGACACUUCCCCAUUGCUAAGCAGUGAAUCUCUGUACACUUAUGGUUCAUAGCUAGGUGACACGCAAGGGCCUCGGGCACCACAGCCAGGGCUCUGGGCUGUGACUGGACUGGGGCACCAUAGCUGACUUGCUGUUGCAGUUAGAAGGUCGGCUCUGGUCAGAAAAGGCAGCCCCUGGGGCAGGACCAGGAAGGGUGUGCCUCCUUGCAGAUCUGCGCCUUGGACACUACAACAAAAGCAGCUUUGCCUGUCCCAAGCCCCUCUGCCAUUCUGUUACCUGCCUUGAGGCUGCCAACCAUGGCAAAAUAAACCUCUCCUUUA